GUAUUUUUUUUAAUACGGUUUAAUGCGUUUCUAGUACUUUAAAUUACUGUGAAAAGGAACGAAUGUUGUUUAAAUUGAUAAGACUUAGAUAUGCAAUGACGAUGCAAAAUAUAUAAAAAAAAAACAAUUUAAAUGUGUUUUUCUUAACUUGGCAUUGCAAAUCAUAGCUGCAGCUAAUACGUUGUUGGAAUAAUGAGAUAAACUUAUGAAUAAAUGACGCAACUGUGUCAUGAUGGAUCGUAAACAUUAAUUACAUAACAGUUUUAUUAUUGCCAACAAUGUUAAUCCAAUAUGACAUCGGAAUGUGAUUGCAAACACGUACUCUAGAAUUGGUCAUCGUAUUUAGAAUAAUCAUAAAUAAAUAUUUAUUUCAAAUUAAAGAAAAAACAAAAUAUUUUCCAUCCAAACUCCAUGUGUAACCCAACAUAAUUGAUUUAUUGAUUGAAUACACAAUCAGUUCAAGUUAUGUUAAUGAACGAUUGUGUAAUCAUUGUUAGUUCGAAGUUUGAUUUUCCUCAUGACUGAUUCCCUUAUCAAAUACCUGCAACAUUGUUACACAAAAUAGUUCAACAAACUCACAAACGUGACAGACGUUACGUAAAGAUAUUAACAAUCGAUAAUUUUAAUUGUCCCAACACUAACGAUGUUACGUCACAACUCUUAACAUUUUGCCAACUUCUACAUAUUGAUGUAUGAGAUUUUAUCAUAAUCUGAUAUCACUGAUAUACUAUUUAUGUAUAUUUAGAUGUGACAAGUUUAGAAAGAUAUGAUACUUGUAACUGAUCUAAUACGCAUGAGUAUUUCAUGUUAGUAUUCGAUAUCAGUGCAAGAAGAAAACACUUGUCUUUAUUUUUAAAUUGGUUUAUAAAAAAUAUAGUAUCAAUAAAUUGUGUUAUCAAAAUGGUGUUGACAGGUACAAUAGUAUUUGAGAAAGACGUAGAAGAGGUUUACAAAGCAGGCCAGUCUGUAACUGGAAUUUUAAAAUACAGUGUCGAUAAACCAACAGAAUUCGCAAGUAUAUACAUCUCAUUAGUUGGCAAAGGAAGAUGCUCCUGGACUUUAAUGAAUGCGAAUCCAAAUAUACCACCAAUCACUCUCAUGAGCAAUAAGAGCUACGUCUACUUAACCAAGAAUUUAGUUGACGAGACGAACAAUAAAGGACCGCAAAACGGUAACUAUGAAUAUCCAUUUGAUUUCAUUUUACCUUCAGAUAUACCUUCCAGUUACAAAGACAAAUAUGUCACUAUUGCCUACAAAAUUUCUGUCAAAUUUGAGAUCAGGAACAUAGUCAACAGUCUCGAAAAGAUUAAGAGCGAAAUAAAAGUAUGUGGCAAUGUAAAACCAUGUUCUCCUGAACCGUUUAAAGUGGAAUUCGAUAAAAAAGUCUUCGCAGUGACGAAACGAAAACGUGUAGAUAUCGAAGCAACAAUUGAAAAGACGUUGGUAGCUCCUGGUGAAGAUUUAACAGUAUCUUUCUUGGUGAACAAUGAUUCAAGUGUUCCUUUGAAUAUUAAAACUGAACUCUUCGAGCAUCUGACUUACGAAGCCUCUGGACGAUACUACAGGUUCAAAAACCCCGUAAAAUCUACGGCUAGAUAUUCACCAAGUAUCAAGAAGAAGGAUAUUUCAAAAAUUACUUGUACCGUCCCAACAUUUCCUAAACUAUAUUCCAUACAACAUGCUGAGCUAUUUACUCUAGAAUAUAGAAUCCAUAUCACAGUUGUAUUCCCAUUUCCUCAUAGAAACGCCACUGUAGAUGUACCGGUGGUGAUUGGAGAAACAGAAGAUUUACUCGAAUGUCAUUUUUUGGAUAACAAAGAGCCGUCAAUUUCCAUGAUAUUUACGGAGAGGAAGAAUGAAGAAAGUUUGGAGAAGAACUCGGAUUAUGAACGUAGAGGACUAGGAUUAGGUUAUACGGAGAGAAUGAUUUAGAAAUGAGUGAUUAAGAAAUAACAGUCAGAAUAACAUAAACACACGCCACUGUCUAUGAUUCAUCCAUCAAUAUGUUUGCUAUCGUUUUCUUAUCACUGACAAGUAAUGAGUCAGAGUUGUUCUCAAAGAUUGCAAUUCAUUGGAAAUAAGUCUUCAAGUGCAAGUGCGUAGGAACACUACUGGGUUGUAACUUUGAAUAAAUAAAGGAAAUAUGGUUGAAACAUAAUACGCUUAUUUGGAUGGACAGUAUGAACACUAGUUUAUAAAAUUUGUCUUAGUGGUUUCAGAGAUGAGAAUCUAGUUAUAGAGAUGAAAAGUGAAUUUUCUUACCUAUAAUAGAUACUUAAUUAAUGUACUGAUAGUCGAGUAGAUGAGGUUACCGCGCCAAACCCACUGUGCGCGACAUAUCGCGAAAUCAAUCCCCAUAUAGGACAAGCAUUUGUGUGAUUCAUGAAUGCCUGUGCUGAUUCUGGACCAGAAUUCAAUUACUUAAAGUGGGAGUCGGUUUUUUUCGUUAAAAAAAAAACAAAUGUGAAUUUAAUAUAUCACAACACCAUUUUGUCCUUCGUUCUUGCAUAAUAUCGCAUUGAUGUUGGUAUCCUUGAUGCAAUAGGUAUGGAACUGGUUUACUUGAGUGCGAUGUUAGACUAUUAACCUGAUAAUACGUCUGCAUAAAAUAAACUCAUUAAAGACUA
Molecule: messenger RNA, 2627 nt
Organism: Trichoplusia ni (cabbage looper)
Lineage: Eukaryota; Metazoa; Arthropoda; Insecta; Lepidoptera; Noctuidae
Exons: 1
Coding region: 805-1932 (375 amino acids)
Biological process (GO): protein transport
Cellular component (GO): cytoplasm
Source: RefSeq, a predicted model, not a curated record